UGAUUUGGAAACGUGUACAUUUGACGGACGAUUUGACAGCUGUUACGGAUAUAUUUUUUAAAAUGUUAACUUAAACAAAUGAAUAUUUAUCAAAUACACAAAGAAUGACUGACAACGACUUUCUACACGUUUUGAAACUAGUCAUAGUGUGUGUAAUGUGGUAUAUUUCCAGUGCAGGUGGAAAUGUGAUUGGGAAAUUGGUGUUAAAUGAGUUUCCUUAUCCUAUGACCAUGUCAAUGGUACAGUUAUCAUCAGCUGCUCUGUACCUAGGUCCGAUCCUGGCUCUGCUUGGUGUCCCAAAAACAGGGGAAAUAAGCCGGCAAUAUUUUUUAACCAUGAUCAUACCUCUUGCCUUUGGAAAAUUUAUAUCUUCAGUAUCUUCACAUAUAAGUAUUUGGAAAGUUUCAGUCUCCUAUGCUCAUACAGUCAAAGCAACACUGCCAUUGUUUACAGUCAUUUUGAUGAGAUUAUGUUUUAAAGAAAAGCAAACAUUCCCUGUGUAUUUUUCCCUGAUACCAAUCAUUGGCGGUGUAUGUAUUGCUACACUCACAGAAAUAGCCUUUGAUAUAAUUGGCUUAGGUAGCGCUCUGUUUGCAACUCUUGGAUUUUCUCUACAAACUAUAUUUUCUAAAAAGACAUUAAAAGAUACAGGGUUACACCAUAUGAAUUUACUCCUGCUAUUAAGUCGAUACUCAACCAUUUGUUUUCUGCCUUUUUGGUUAUUGUUUGAUUUGACCAGAAUAGUUCAAGAUAGAGCUGUG
Messenger RNA from Ruditapes philippinarum (Manila clam), 761 nucleotides. RefSeq names its product solute carrier family 35 member E1 homolog. Lineage: Eukaryota; Metazoa; Mollusca; Bivalvia; Venerida; Veneridae. The record is from RefSeq and is a predicted model, not a curated record. Gene Ontology annotation, cellular component: Golgi apparatus. Gene Ontology annotation, molecular function: antiporter activity.